AUAGUUAGAAUUGCGUACCGAUUUUCAUGUCAACAAUCUGUUGCAAAGCGUCACUGUCUCAGUUCAUGGCUAGUUUACGUCUCCGAAUAUCUCGUUAUUCACCUAUACUGGCUUUCAAAACCGCUGUAUCCUUACAAUUCUUCAAGUUGCGAUCGAGUUGAAGUAUUUCUCGGAUGUAAACUGAAUAGUUACUGUUCACCCGGCGUAUACCUCACAAGAUGGAAGAUUCGACACUCAAUGCGAGACCCCAGCUUUUAGUUGGCCCUGAUGUCUUGCACGAACUUGUCAAUAAACAAUGUCCCUCAGAUCACUGUGCAAUCGAUUUCCUGAACGACGAUAGGACUAGAAGACGCUACACAUAUCAGACUCUACGGGACCAGAGCAAGACAUGGGCACAUCAUCUAAUACGGCAUUUCGAGCGCACAUCAGCCGGGUCCAGACCUACCGUGCCUGUGCUCAUGCCCCAAGGGCCUGAGCUGUACAUCACAUUACUAGCCAUACUCAGAGCUGGAGGAAGCUUUUGCACUCUGAGUAUUGACGCACCUGCUGAGCGCAUCAAAUUCAUCGUCAAAGAUGUACAUGCUCGUUUGCUAUUGACAAUAGAGUCUUAUAGAACCAAGCUUACGGCACUUGACGAGGUCGAUGUCAUUGCUCUUGGCUUCGAUGAGGAGGACUCGCAUGUAGAUGUCAAGUCUGUGUUACCUACUGUGAAGUCUACAGACCUGGCCUAUGUCAUGUACACUUCAGGAUCAACGGGCACGCCGAAAGGCGUGGGGAUCCCCCAUGGUGCAGUAUGCCAGAGUCUGCUUGCACAUGAGCGACACAUUCCACGGUUUUCCCGGUUUCUCCAAUUCGCAGCACCGACGUUCGACGUAUCGGUCUUUGAGAUAUUCUUCCCGUUCUUGCGGGGCUCUACCUUGGUUGCGUGUGAUAGAUAUUCCUUGUUAGACGACUUACCAGGAAUUAUGCGACUGAUGGAUGUAGAUGCGGCGGAGUUGACUCCAACGGUCGCAGGUACGCUUCUCCAAACGCGAGCAGCUGUCCCGCAGCUGAAAUUGCUAUUGACAAUCGGUGAGAUGCUCACUCCACACGUCAUCAACGAAUUUGGAGCUGGUGAAGCUCGAGAUAGUAUACUUUGGGGAAUGUAUGGCCCAACGGAAUGCUCCAUACACUGCACACUGCAGCCUGCAUUUAACUCCGAGGACCAAGUCGGUAAUAUAGGAUACCCACUCGACUCAGUCUCUGCUUUCAUCAUUGCUCCUGUGUCAGCAACUCAUCAUCCUGAGACUUUUAAGAUUCUGCCCCUUGGCGAAACAGGCGAGCUUGCGAUUGGAGGUCAUCAGCUUGCUGUUGGAUAUCUUAAUCGCCAGGAACAAACGAGUUCUGCAUUUAUCAAUACUGAGAAUUACGGAACAGUCUAUCGAACAGGCGACAAGGCAAAAAUUCGGAACGAUGGACGAAUUGAAUGUUUUGGCAGGCUCAGCAGCGGUCAGAUCAAACUCAGAGGACAAAGAGUCGAAUUGGGCGAGAUCGAACAAGCUGCUCUCCAGGCCAGUCACUGCCGCACCGCAGUCGCAUGUGUAGUAUCUGGAGUUCUCGUCCUCUUCUGUCUGGUGUACACAGAAGUCAGUCGAGAACAGAUCAUAGAGUGUUGUCGGCGGUGGCUUCCAGAAUUCAUGGUUCCGGGAGACAUUGUAUUUGUCAAAGACUUGCCUCAGCUUCCUUCUGGAAAGGUCGAUCGGAACGCACUUGAGCACAGAUAUAUCGAACAAAGACGGCAUAUGCAUAUCGUUGAGUCUGAAGAGGAGGAAAAUAUAGAUAGCGUGAUCCUUGAAUGCGUCCUCGGACACUGCCAAAAGGUUCUAGGAGAUCACGUCGGGCUGUCUACUCCUCUAGUGUCUGCGGGUGUCGAUUCCCUUAAUGCUAUUAGACUUUCCUCAUCUUUGCGGUCGGCUGGGUUCAAGAUAGGGAUGACCGAUGUCCUAGAAGCGGAGAAUGUUAAAAGUCUGGUACUGUAUCUGGAGUCCUCGUCAAAACCAAUUUCAGAUGAGGCCGUCCAACAACAAUCGAGAGCUCAGGCGACACUACACUCUUUCCUCGGACGAGGUAUCCUGAGCAAGAACAAGAACAAAGUACAAGACAUUCUACCAUGCACGCCUUUGCAGGAGGCCAUGUUGUCUGAAACUGCUGUCGAUUCGGUCCGGUACUGCAAUUGGGUCGAGCUUGAAUUCACUCGAGAGCACAAUAUCUUUGCUAUACGCAACGCCAUCGAGAGACUUAUUGAUGAAAGUGAGGUACUUCGCACUGGAUUCUACCAUGAUAACGAACUACGUUCAUUCGUACAAGUGAUCUGGCAGCCUUCUGUGAAACCUCGCAUUACGACCGUGCCAUCGUUCGACCGCGAAUACUCCCUAGGUACACCUCAGAAGCUUUUGCAACCACUAGCAGUCCAGAUAUGUACGACCAAAUCUCCACCGAGGGUGCUCCUACAGCUUCCACAUCAUAUCUAUGAUGGAUGGUCAUUGGAGCUGAUGUUGCAGGAUCUCAGCAGCUACCUACGCGGGGAGGCUAAGGCUAAGAGAACGCAGUACAGCCAAGUGACAAAAUAUUUGACAAUGGAAGACCGCACUGCCGAAAUGGAGAUAGCUAGUUCAUUUUGGUGUAUCGAACUCCAUGGUUUUCGGCCCAGACCGCUUCCGACGUUGUGUAUCUCAGAUCCAGGAAACCGGAAAGCUUGCGUUUCAUGGAGAAUUCUGAGCAGCACUUAUCCUAAAGCUCGAAAAGCAGCUCAAAAGAUGAAUAUCAGUCCACAGGUCUACUUUCAAGUUGCUUUGUCCUGCCUAAUCGGUGCGUACAUCGGAUCGCCGGAAGUGACUAUCGGUCUUGUCACGUCCGGUCGAAGCCUCGCCUUGUCAGGAAUCGAGUCAACAGUUGGUCCAUGUAUUGCAACACUUCCUUUGCGGAUGCAACUGGGUCAUUCACAAGAGAUACAACAAGUCCUGUCUGAUGUUCACACCCUGAAUCGAAGAGCAGUCAAGCAUUGUUUGCUCCCGCUACGAGAUAUCAAAAAAAUCGCCAAUGUUCCGCUUGGAAAUACAAUGUUUGAUGUUGUCUUUGCAUGGCAGCAGACUACUCAGACAUACGAAGAUCUCGAGCGGCUUACCGUCAAACAGAUCAAGAGCGCUGACUACCUUGAAUCUAAACUCAUGAUUGAGAUCGAACCAAGCACUGAACAAAUCACAGCCCGUGCCACUUUCGAUCCGAAUGCUCUGUCUAGAUCCGUUGUUGAGACUCUUUUACUGCAAAUUGAUUCACUUUCAGAGUUCUUCAUGGAUUGCCCCAACCGGCAAUUGAACAAUAUUACAGAGUCUCUAAGCCAAGAUUGUUUGUCUGUCGUUGCAUCACGCAAAGCUUUCAUACCUUUAUCACUUGUUCCACCUCUCGAACAGACUGUGAAAAAUAUGGCCAUUCUAAUAAUGCGACCACAAUCCGAUCUUUUGAUACCAAAAGGGGCACUUGGAGAAAUUGUAUUCUCUCCGCAUCAAGAUAGUGUUCUACUUGCCGCAACUAGAAAGCUUACGACUGAGUCUCAGAAACUGAUACGUAGUGGUCAAUAUGGCAGAAUACUUGGUGCCGGUCACGUACAAGUCAUCGGUCCUAUAGCCGAGAUCGAGUCGCAAUCGAAAGAGAUUGAGAUCAGCCACCCGCCCGAGACUGCGAAUGAUACCGGCAACUGGACCAGAGGAGAGAAAUUAGUGGCGGCAGCGCUCGCAGAAUCACUCGAUAUUCCUGUGUCCAUCAUUAAGAAGGCCCUGCCCUUUGCUCGGUACGGUCUGGACUCUCUUAUCGCGAUCUCGAUGUCAAGAAUUUUGAAACGCCUCACUGGAUAUCAUGUGCCUGUCUCGCUGAUUCUACAGAACCCGACGACUGUUGCAUUAGCGUCACGAAUUUCAAAAGACCCAGAGGAAAUAGAACAACGUUCUAAGACCCGUGUUCACGAUUUACAAAAUAUAUUUUCCAAGGAAAUAAUAGACUGUAUCUCCCUACAGUCAAGAAAGAAAGGCUUGGAACUUGCAAAAAUUCUGCCAUGUACACCUUUACAGGAGGCAAUGCUUUCAGCUGAAAUCAGUUCUACGUCUAUCACAUACGUUAACAGAAUGCUGUUCCAAGUGCAAGGGGAUUUGGGUCGACUCCAGCAUGCGUGGGAAAGGGUCUGCGAAAGGCACGAAAUUUUACGUACAUGCUUCGUGCCGACCGACGACCCUCGUUUUACGUACGCCCAGGUUGUACUUAAAAACAUUUCAGCAGUAUGGAUAACUGAAGAUACGGAAGAGGAUUUACUGCCGUCCAGGGUUGAAAAGCAUGCUCAAAGCUUCGCUAAGUCCAUCCCAGACUCUACAGGACCACCUUUGAAAUUUACUUCUUUCAUCACGCCUACUACCACAUAUAUGUUAUUCUGCUGCCAUCAUGCUAUCUAUGAUGCAGAGGCAAUGUCUAUAGUACUAUCCGACGUUCAAGAUAUAUACAAUGGCCUAUUGUUAUCGUCGCCGAUAUCAUAUGAACUAUUCUUGAAGGACAUGGUAUCUACAGAUAUGGAGGGAGCAGAUGAGUUCUGGUCUAGAGUUCUUGCAAACUUUGAGCCCACUGCGUUUCCUUACUUGAAUGGAAAGUCGGCCAACUGGAGGAAAACUAAAAAUAUGAAGGCAAUGGUGGUUGUAGAUCUGGAUGUCUCACUUGAUGAAGUCACGCACGGCUGUAAAGGCUCAUCAGUAUCACUUUUAUCCGCAACUCAAGCUGCCUGGGCAAAAAUGCUUCAAAGUAUACUCGGCGAGCAAGACGUUUGUUUCGGGAGUGUUUUCAGUGGUCGCACAACUAGCUCAGAUGACCUUGAUCGACUUGCGGCUCCUUGCUUCAACACCUUGCCCAUUCGAGCGGACAUGUCGUUGAACACCCAGAAUAUCGACUUAAUGCGCAGUCUAAGUAAUCACAACGUAGAAGUCCUUCCUUAUCAGUUGACUCCACUACGACGUAUUCAGUCGGUCAUCGGAGUAACCGGACAGCAACUCUUUGACACACUUUUUAUACUGCAACGACCGCCCAAAAAACUGGAUGAUCGAAUAUGGAAGCUUAUCGAGGAUGUAGGAUCUAUGGACUUCCCGCUUGUUGGUGAAGUCGUCCCAAGUCCAGCUACAGGCACUGUCACGCUCACGGUCCAUUACGACACGUCAUAUAUUUCGGAUCGUGAUGCUCGUGUGUUGGCUAAAGUGUACACUGCAGCUCUGCGAUCGUGUAUCACUAACCCUUCAGCAUCGACUGUUGAAUUCUUAGGACUGUGCUCAGGCUCACUGUCCAUAAGUAACCCUGAACCAUGUAUCCUUGAACAGGAAGAACAUCGAGGUUUACAAUCCGCGUUUGAGGAUCAAGCAAGGCUCUGUCCAACAGCUACGGCGCUUUCUUUCUCUUGGGCUGACAAGAAAUUCCAGACUUGGACUUUUGAUGAACUAAAUGGUAUCGCUAACUCAAUAGCCGAAGCUUUACUUCGUCUAAACGUUCGCAUUGGAGACGCUGUGCCAAUUCACGCUCCGAAGUCACCCAUGUUCUAUGCCAGUGUCCUUGGUAUUCUGAAGGCUGGAGCCGCCUUUACGCCCAUCGACCCUGAUCUACCCCCAUCACGGAAGCAGUAUAUGAUUGAUGAACUUGGAGCAAGGAUCAUGAUCUGCGACACUGAAUCACCUCCUGGAUGUCCUCCAGAAAUCACAUGUCUGACAUUGUCGCAACCUCUCAAACCAUCAUCUCAUAAUCCAAAAGUCGAUGGGUUUCAUAGUGGAUGCUUAGCGUAUCGAUUAUACACCUCCGGGUCGACUGGAAAGCCCAAAGCAGUUAGUAUGGAGCAUAAAAGUCCCAUGCAUACUAUUGAAAGCUCAAAAGAUAUCAUUCCAUGGGACCAGAAUUCGAGGUUACUUCAAUAUGCUGCCACUACGUUCGACAUGUGUUACUACGAUUGCUUCUUGGCCUGGUCUUUCGGGUUCUGCUUGUAUGCCGCAGAGCAGACUCUUUUGCUCAACAGCUUGAUCGAAGUGAUCGAAGAUAAUCAGAUCACGCUUCUAGAUUUGACACCUUCAGUAGCUAGAAUACUGAAACCGUCGUUUGUUCCCUCGGUAAAGUAUUUAUACUGUAUCGGCGAGCCUAUGGCUCAAGAGAUAGUCGAUCGGUGGCCUGGAAAAUGCGUCAACUCCUAUGGUCCUACAGAAGCGGCAUUCUGUUCCACAAUACAGCUAAUGGAUAAGGAGACCAGCCCGGCUGUGAUCGGCAAGCCUUUUCCCUCGGUGUCGUUCUACCUCUACUCUCCCUUAGGCCAUUUUGAUGUACCAAUUCUUGGUGCUGGUGAGCUUUACUUAGGGGGCCCUCAAAUUGCACGAGAGUACCAUGCCAACGUCGACUUGACACAAAGGCACUUCAUUCAGGUUGAUGGUCAAAAGCUGUACAAGACUGGUGAUUUGGUUCGUAUGCUCACCGAUGGAACCUUUGAAUUUAUUGGCCGAAACGAUGAUCAAAUUAAGAUGCGGGGGCUACGUAUAGAACUGGAAGAGAUCACAACUGUCAUCGAACAAGCCCACCCAGACAUCAAAUCUGUCACAACACAAGUUCUAAGAACCUCUGAAGAUAACAAAGGCCAGCUUGUCUCAUUCAUUCAGCCCAACAUCAGCACAGUUGAUCAGACUAGUGACGCCAUAAUUGAAGCCGCCAAGCGAUCUGCUAAGAGACAGCUGCCAUCCUACAUGGUGCCCUCAUUUUUCCUUUCCAUUGAAAACUUUCCCCUAUCAGCUGCUGGAAAAUUAGACAAGAAGGCUUUGAGCAUGAUAUUGCAUCGGAACAUCCAGCAAUCUUCAGACAAAACAGAGAAUGUGGAGAGAGUCUGGACGCCACUUCAGUUAGAGCUUCGAAAGACUCUAGCUGCACUUGCUAGAACCCCAUUGGCUAAAGUGUCACAUGAUACGUCUAUCUAUCAGCUCGGCCUUGAUAGUAUCAAUGCUGUGCAAAUUGCAUCCAAGCUUCGUAAGAUAGGCUUCAAUGUUCUUGCGGAGCAUGUGCUUCGACAUCCAACUUGUGACUCGCUGUCUAUAUUCUUAGAAGAUCAUGGUGGCAGCAAAGGGUAUGCAAAGCAUCAUGAGGGAUUUGAUUUUCGAAGUUUCGAUGGUGAGUGUCGCCGGUCACUGAGAUCUUCCACUCGGAUCAACACGAACGACUUUGUCGUAAUCCGCCCCUGUACUCCGCUACAAAAUGGUCUGCUUGCCAAGUUCAUCCAGUCAGAUGGUGAACUCUACUUGAAUAGGUUUACGCUGCUCCUGGAUCCCCAAAUUAGCGUGAGUCAGACUAGGGAAGCCUGGUCAACAGUAUGCCAGAAUCACGAGAUGCUACGUGUUGGCUUUAUCAAUCUACAAGUUGCCGGAAGUCAAUUCUGUAUGGUCAGCUACAAAGAGACGGCUGUGGAAUCAAAUCUCAGAUUUUUUGAGGGGGUUUCCUGGUCGGAAACCAAUUUCAGAGAAUGGCAAGCAAGCUGCUCAAACGACAUACUCCAAAGUCUCCACUUACCACCAUGGCGCAUAGUAGCGGUGGAAACCGAAGGUCGGGUCAUGGUUUCCAUGUCGAUUCUACAUGCACUAUACGAUGCACAAAGCUUCAAUGCCAUCAUGGAUAGUUUUGCUAAGACUCUUCAGUCCCAGAGACUAGCUCCAGAAUUACCUAUUGAGCCAGUUCUGAGUGAUAUCAUACAGGCUAGCAAGAUAAAUGAAGCAGCAAAGUCCUUCUGGAAAAACACACGAGACAGGAUUUUUAUCAACCGCUUCCCGAAUCUACAUCCAGUUCAAGUUAGCAGUUCUGGAAAACAGGUGCUCGUAGAACUCGCUUCUACUACGCUUACUGAUUUAGAACAUGACUGUCGACAUGCAAAUAUCACUCUUCAAGCGGCAGCGCAGGCAGCGUGGGCUCGUAUCUUGGCAGCAUACACUGGAGAGCAAGCGGUAACAUUCGGCGUAGUACUUUCAGGUCGAUCAUCACACGAAUCCGAGGAAGCUGUAUUCCCGUGUUUCACAACUGUGCCGAUCACUAUUCGGAACCACAAUAGCAAUCGCGAGCUACUACAAGUAAUGAUGGAUACAAAUGUGGCAGUCCGAGAGCAUCAGUUCACACCUCUGAGUGACAUUCAAAGGCUGACAGGCUAUCCAAACGAACCGUUGUUUGAUACUAUUUUCGCGUAUCAAAAGCUUUCUAAAAUUUCAGACGUAAGGUACUCUUGGAAAUUAGAAGUAGAAGAGGCUAAAGACGAUCAUGCUAUCUCGAUAGAAUUGGAGCCGAACACGGAAAAUCGGCUUCAAUAUCGGUUGACUUAUGAUGCGAGCUUGCUACCAGAUGAACAAGCAGCAAUUCUUAUACAACAGCUUGAUACCGUACUGACUGACCUAGUCAAACUACCAGACGGGAACGCUGACGAUUCAUAUAAAAGAAACCUGCACCUGUAUUCUAUUACACCUGCCAAAAACAUCGUGAUACCGUCCAGUGUCCAACUGCUGCACCAAUUCGUGGAGCGAAGUGCGCUUGAACAUCCAAAACGAAUCGCAUUGGAAUUUGCGAUAGGUUUUGAUGAAACAGAACCACGAUCAGAACUAUGGACAUAUGAGGAUCUGGACCGCCUUGGGAAUAAGAUUGCAAAUAUGCUGGUAGACAGAGGUACCAUACCGGGAAAUCUCAUAGCUAUAUGUUUCGAUAAGUGUCCCGAGGCAUAUUUCUCGAUCCUGGGCAUCUUGAAGGCCGGGUGUGCCUAUGUUGCCAUUGAUCCCACUGCACCAGCAGCACGAAAGAUGUUCAUCUAUGAAGAUUCCGGAGCACAGUUGUUUUUGUCUACCCGAACACUCUCUCAAGAUUUCAUUCUUGAUAGACCAGGAACACUCAUCAAUAUGGAUGAUACUGAUCUGAUGUCGUUCUCAGCCAAUGCGCCUUCACUUUCCCGCUCAAUCAGCCCACAAGAUCGUAGCUACUGCUUGUAUACUUCCGGUACGACGGGAACCCCAAAGGGCUGCGAGUUGACGCACGAGAACGCUGUUCAAGCAAUGCUCGCAUUUCAACAGCUUUUUUCAGGGCACUGGGAUGACGCCUCUAGAUGGCUCCAAUUCGCCUCUUUCCACUUUGAUGUUUCCGUCUUGGAGCAAUAUUGGAGCUGGUCUGUCGGUAUCAGAGUUGUAUCCGCUCCACGCGACCUGAUUUUUGAAGACUUGCAAGGAAGUAUCCGAAAGCUUGGUAUCACACAUAUCGAUCUGACCCCGAGCUUGGCACGUCUAAUCUAUCCUAAGGACGUUCCGGAUCUUUGCCGUGGAGUCUUCAUCACGGGUGGGGAGCAAUUGCGCCAAGAUAUUUUGGAUGUAUGGGGCCCCAAAGGAGUCAUAUACAACGGUUACGGUCCCACAGAGGCUACAAUUGGCUGCACGAUGUAUCCUAGGGUUCCUGCAAAUGGCAAACCAUCGAAUAUCGGACCUGCGUUCGAUAACGUGGGCUCUUUUGUUCUACAACCUGAGACAGAUAUACCUGUGUUUCGCGGUGCCAUCGGCGAGCUGUGCGUCUCUGGCAAGCUCAUAGGAAAAGGGUACCUCAAUCAACCGGACCUGACGUCGGAGAAGUUCCCGACACUCAACAACUUCAAAGAAAGAGUCUACCGAACAGGAGAUCUUGUCCGCAUUUUGCACGACGGUACUUUUGAUUUCCUUGGAAGAUCUGACGACCAAAUCAAGCUACGAGGUCAGCGUUUGGAGAUUGGUGAGAUCAACUCUGUCAUCAAGCAGAGUGUACGCCAGGUAGAAGACGUAACAACAUUGGUGCUCAAGCACGAAAGACAACAAGGAGAGCAGCUUGUGUCUUACAUUGUUAUAGGAAAGUCAUUACUAAGUAAAGGGGAACCAGAAGUGGUAUCAGGAGCCUCCAGGAUCGUGUCACUGGUCAAAGAGAAGUGCAAGAAUCUAUUGGCAACCUACAUGGUCCCCACUCACAUCAUUCCGAUCACUUCGAUACCGCUGUCAGUAAACAAUAAGGCAGACGGGAAACGGCUACGAGAAAUCUACAACGGCCUAUCUCGCGAAGUAUUGCAGGAGCUUUCUGACACAACAGACUCGAAGCCUUUUUCAAGCACCGAGCGAUUGAUUUUAGACGCCGUAGACUCGAUCGUCAGUGUGAACAGUGAUCUUGCAUCGAGAGACUCCAGCAUCUUCGAGCUUGGUCUAGACUCCAUUACAGUGAUAAGUCUCUCUAUGAAAUUGAAAGAGUCCGGGUUGAGAUACGUCUCGCCUGCAAUCAUCAUGAAGAAUCCAACCGUGGGAAGGCUGGCAAUGGCUCUGAGAAAUACACAAUUUUCGAACGAGGAGAGUGCCGUUCUCGAGGUAGUGCAAUUAAUAGCUGCAACCCAUCACAAAUAUAAGUCUCUUGCCACGAAUCUUCUCGGCGUCAAGACAGAGACUAUAGCGAGCAUUGCUCCUUGCACGCCACUACAACAAGGGAUGAUCUCCAGAGCUUUGAGAGUCGACAACAAGGUUUAUUUCAACACUUUUAUUUUCGAGUUGGCUGCUACAACAGAUAUCAACCGAUUGAAGACAUCGUGGACCAGUGUCUACGGAGAUGUGGAGAUUCUCCGUACUAGGUUUAUGCCUACGGAUGAUGGAUACAUUCAAGUCGUCAUCGAGAAUUGUUCCCUACCAUGCAUUGCGGUGGAUAUCGCUGAUGAUAGCAACCUGGUAACUGCCUUGAAAUCAGAGGCUCGAGCAUGGCGAGAUUGUAACAACGAUAUCAUCGCGAAGCCCUUCCAGAUUACCUUUGCUACGUCAUCAAAACGUACGAUCAUGGCGGUUCACUUCUUCCACGCAAUCUAUGACGGCAACAGUCUAUCAAUGGUCUUCGAGCGCGUUGUGCAAGAGUAUCGACACUAUAAGACCACUACUCGAGGAUUGAGUUUUAAAGAUAUGCUCCCGUAUGGACCUCUACGGAAAGCACCAGGUGCACAGGAUUUCUUUAAAACACAGUAUUCGAAUGCUACACCACAACAAUUUAAGCGCCAGUACAAGAGCUUGCAUACAUUGAAUGCGACGGUCUCAUCAGUAUUCGCGUUAGACGACAGAUAUGAGGAAGUGAGGAAGGCGUUGAGAGUAACAGAUCAAGCCAUCGUUCAGGCAUCCUGGAGUGCAGUACUCCAAAAAAAAUUAUCUGACUCGAUUACUUUAGGCAUCGUUGUCUCAGGAAGGACAUUGGAAUAUCCCGAUGCUGAAUUGACGAUAGGCCCGCUAUUCAACACAAUACCACUCCACAUACAAUUUGACAAUACAUCCACGUGGGCAUAUGUUGUAGAGAGAUGCCACGAGUUCAAUAUGGGCGUCCUCCCAUAUCAGCAUACUCCUCUUCGCGACGUUCUUAAGUGGACAGGCAUGAAUUCUGACAUGACCCCAUUUGAGAAUCUUCUGGUCUUUCAAAAGGAGAGAUUACAGUCUAUUGAAUGGAACCGUAAUGACCUAUGGGAUCUGACUGUUGAAGACACUGAGCCUGAUUAUCCAAUCGCGUUGGAGGUCAUACAGAAGCAAGAUGGGUCACUCCAGGCGACACUGGCUGUGAGGGGUGAGUUUAUAGACUCAGAAGAAGCUAGAGAGCUCCUCGAUCAAUUUCAGGCGGCUGUCAAAUCGUUGGUAAAGUCACCUCAGGAUCUUGUAUCAAACACCGUCGGCCCGUUCAGUUCCAUCACCAAGUCAGUCGAAGUCAACGUGGCGUCGGAUCAUGGCGUCUCAGUAUCACAAACGUUCAAUUGGACUCGGGAGAGCGAAGCUCUACGUUCUGAGCUGGCAGAAAUGACAGGAAUGAGCGCAUCAACUAUCCAGCCAUCCACAUCCAUCUUUGACGUGGGCCUGGAUAGUAUCGACGCCAUUAGUCUAUCAUCCAGGCUACGAAAGCGCGGCUGGUCACUUCCAGUGUCUGCAAUCAUGCGGCAUUUGACGAUCGAGAAGAUAUCAAAUCACUUUUUAGGGACCUCGCAUAGCAAGACGGAUGAUUUAAAUUCUCUGGAAACCAUAAAAGUGAAACAGGAAAAGUUAGAAAAGUACAUGAGAAGUAUUCGGCAGGGUGAGCUCAUCGAGCGUGUUCUUCCAGCAACGCCACUCCAAGAAUCGAUGGUCGCAGAGAUGUUUGCUUCAGAUUUCAAACGGUACUUCAACCAUGACCUGCUUAAGCUAUCACCGAAAGUUGAUGUCGAUCGCUUGAAAACAGCAUGGGCAAAUAUCGUGCAAAGCAGUCCGAUACUUCGAACAACGUUUCAGGUUGUGGAAUCAUCGGAUUUUGACGCCUCCUAUGCUCAAGUCAUCUACUCUUUCGUGGAUCUUAAUUGGCAAGAAUGCAGCACUUCCGACAAAGAUGUGGACGAAAUUAUAGCAGAUAUCUGCUUCGAUGCAGCCUUUAAGGGUUUCAACACGAGUUUAUUACAGCUUAGGCUUAUAACAGUAUCUCAAGAGAGCUAUCUGUUACUCAGUAUAGCACAUGCUCUCUAUGACGGAUGGUCUCUUGGGGUCUUACAUGACCGGGUGAAUGCUGCAUAUAAUGGGAACGUGAUUGAAGACCAACACCAUGAUGAAACGGUGUUUGAGAUAGUCGGGUCUGGUGCUUUGAAUAAUGGCGAUUUCUGGAAGGAGUUCCUCUCCGACACAAAUGCUGCACCAUUUCCAAGGCAGCGUGAUCCAGACAACGGCGGUGAGGAAGACACAAAUCGCCAGGAGUUCCAAAGUGCAUUAUCCCUUGUUAUUGUGCGGGAAGCCUGCAAGAAUCUCGGUGUCUCCCUGCAAACACUCAGUCAGACUUGUUGGGCACUUGUACUCGCAUCCUAUACUCAUAGUCUGGAUGUCACGUUCGGAGUCGUACUAUCUGGUCGGGAUAGCGAGGUUUCGAAUGGCUCCUUAUUUCCGACUAUGAAUACGGUACCAGUACGAUCUAUUAUCCAUGGCACUUGCCAAGACUUACUUCGCUAUAUGCAGAGUAAUAUGGCCAAGAUUAGACCGCAUCAACAUUUCCCACUACGAAAGAUUCAAUCUGUGACUGGAAGGCGUGGUGAAGACUUCUUCAACACCCUGUUCAUAUAUCAGCGUAGACCAGAACGCCAAGGGGCUACAGCAGAACCUCUAUACCAAAGCGUUGGUGGCAAGAGUGAUACAGAAUAUCCUAUUGCUGCCGAGAUGGAGGCUGCCGACGGAAAGAUUUGGUGGCGCUGCGCAUGCCGCAAUGACUACCUGGACAUGGAAGGAGCAGAUACACUCCUACAGCGACUUGAUCACACUCUACAAAUAUUGGUCAGUGAACCCACUUCUUCAGUCUUUCACUUCAGCAACAACGGGAUAUCCGUCUGUGGACUUCCAUCAUUUAAUGAGCAGCAACUAUCACAAGUAGAACAUAUUCAGAGCCUUGCAGAGAGAACAGAAGUGGGCAUUCAAGAACAUUGGACAGAAAAGGAGGAAGUAGUGAGAAAGACAAUCGCUCGAGUUGCUAAAGUAUCUGAGGACGACAUCUUGCGAAGCACAUCAGUCUUCCAGCUCGGUCUGGACUCGAUCAGCGCCAUCAAAGUUGUUUCCCUGUUACGGAGUAGCGGACUGAAAAUCAGCGUCGGCGACUUGCUGAAAGCCGGCUCAUGCAUUCAGAUAGCUCGUAUGGUCUCCACCUCAACCGAAGCUAGAAAGGACAUGACCGGCGAGACAAUGAGGGAUCUUGAAACAGAGUAUCUUGCGCUUUUACGAAAGAAAUACUAUCACAAAAAGGACGAUGUCGACACGUUCUUGCCGGCCACGGCAGGUCAGACUUACAUGUUGGUGGCAUGGAAGAAGUCAGAGGGAUACUCAUUCUACCCAACAUUCCAUUAUAAGCUAUCAGGACAGGUUUCGCUGGAACGGCUCCAGGCCGCCUGGACUGCUCUCGUCGAUGAGCAGCCAAUGCUGCGCACGACCUUUCUCUUGUAUAAGGACCCGACACUAGAUACACCACCGUUCAUCCAAGCAACUUUGAAGAAACGGCCGAGUCUGAUCCGCCCGGGUUACUUAGAGAAAGAUUUUGGUCAGCCUUUUGCUGAUCUUUAUGCGGACAAGUCAGACGAUGGGUGGAUCUUGAGUCUCAAGCUACAUCACGCUCUCUAUGACGGCGUCAGCCUUCCACUCUUACUGGAUCGUCUUAUUGUGCUGUGUCAUAGACCUUCUGUCGGACCCAACCUCAGAUCUCUCAUGUUGGACUUCACAGCUCUUCCUUCCAUUGAUGGCCUCUUGGACCAGCAAAAAGUUUUUUGGAAAUCUUACUUCCAAGACCUUUCAGUGAACCGCGGGCUUUCAACCAAAUCGCCACUUUUACUACUUCAGCCGCGCGAAACGCCAACGAACAGAUUCGAAGUAUACCGAUCACAAACGAUUCGUCAUCUAGAUCUCCGUAAAGUCGCCCAGCGGCAUAGAAUCACACUCCAAAGUAUACUUCUGGCGGCCUAUGCCCGCGUCUAUGCAACAUUCGAUCCCACGAAACCCAGACUCGACGGGGUCACAAUUGGCAUAUACCUGGCCAAUCGCUUCCAUCCCAAGAUGGAGUCACUCCCGUCGGCGACAAUUCCAUCUGUGAAUCUUGUACCCAUCCGAGUCCAUUCUCUGAUGACCGAGUCGCUCAUCGACAGUGCUAUCAGAGUACAUCAAGACCUCCUCGAAAUCGGCUCAUUCCCAAAUGCCGCCACCAGCCUCGCAGAUAUAUAUAACUGGACCGCUGUUCGCGUCGAUACCUUUGUGAAUUUUAUUCGUUUGCCGGGUGCGGAGCCGGGCGAUGAAUCUGGUUCCCUAUCACAUACGGAGGUUGGGGUCGAUCCAGUCCCUCCAUCUCCAUCAAAUGCAAAUGAUCGGACAGGGAAUACUGCGUCUGACACUCCGAUCACAUUAACAUCGCUAGAUGCCGAGUUACGGGAACCACGUACCUGCGUUACAGAGCUGACCGCCGCCGGUCGACAGUCGUUGUCUUCAUUUGAUCGCAUUGAAUCGCGCUACAGUGAUGCAUAUUUGCACGCACUAGACAUUGAGAUUGCUGAGCGAGGGGAUAAAUUGGACAUAGGAGCGUUCUGCCCCGAAGGCAUGAUGACUCUGGAAAAUUUGACGCAGGUAGUGAAAGAAUUGAGGGAAGUGUUAGGGAGAGCGAUGGACUGAACGGUAAAACUUUCCCUUUGAAUGUGACGAGUUGUUUCGCGUUCGUUUUUGUUACACAUGGCGUACGUGUUGAGCGAUUUGGCUUGUUUCAGAAUGUAUCUUACAAGCUUGUGAAUUCAUUCGCGUUACAGGUCACACACACGCAGUAGAGAUGAAGUGCAAUUACCAUGGUUUAAUUUGUGAAAACCGAGCUGAUUGUGAAACAAACAACCUUUGAGAUGUCCUGGCGCAAAGUGACUUGUUAUUGCAAUG
Molecule: messenger RNA, 15479 nt
Organism: Pseudovirgaria hyperparasitica
Lineage: Eukaryota; Fungi; Ascomycota; Dothideomycetes; Acrospermales; Acrospermaceae
Exons: 4
Coding region: 219-15227 (5002 amino acids)
Biological process (GO): amino acid activation for nonribosomal peptide biosynthetic process; secondary metabolite biosynthetic process
Cellular component (GO): cytoplasm
Molecular function (GO): phosphopantetheine binding; catalytic activity
Source: RefSeq, a predicted model, not a curated record